GUUUCGCCCAACCCCACCGCAUGCGGCAGCUUCCCUACGUCGACAAAUCACGGGCAGUCGGCUACUUUAUUUCUUCUAGAACCUUACUCUUUUCCUCUAGAGGACAUGGCGCCAUCGCUAGUGCAUUAGGUAUUAACAUCGGGGCCUGAGGGCUAGGCGGCUGGCCCACCAAAACUUCGACACCGAGACCCUGAAAACGCAAUGCAUCCGGCGGAGUAAUUAACACGCCCCGCCGCUCACUGCGGGCUUGAUUCUAUACACACACUCACAAGAACUACUCGUGUCAACGGUCGCAAGAGAAAGGGCAGCGGGCUCCCUUCCGCCCCCAUCAAUCCCAACGACUUGCCCCGCUAUCAACAAACCCCUCCCCACGAGCACUUCCUACGAUAGCCAACAAUGGCGUCCACACCCACCGAGCAGCCCUCGUCGACCUCGACCUUCCCUUCGCGCCAGAAACCCAUCCCAUACUCGGCCGCCAACGGCACGCGCACACCUCUCUCCUCCAUCCUGCCGCCCCUCAUCUUCGGCACCGCAACCUUCAACCACCAGUUCAACAACGACCCCUUCGCCCUCGACACAGUCGGCCUCGUCACCUCGGCCCUCACCCACGGCAUCCGCGCCUUCGACACAUCGCCCUACUACGGGCCCUCAGAACAGCUCCUCGGCGAUGCGCUGGCUACGCCCUUCGUCCGCGAGACGUUCCCGCGCGCCUCGUACAUGCUCCUAACCAAAGUGGGCCGCAUAAAGAGCGACGAGUUUGACUACUCGGCCGCCUGGGUGCGGCAGAGCGUGCAGCGCAGUCUAGAGCGCCUGCACACCGACUACCUCGAUCUCGUCUACUGCCACGACAUCGAAUUCGUUUCACUCGCCGAAGUGCUGGAAGCCGUGACUGCGCUGCGGGAGCUCCGCGCCGAGGGCAAGAUCCGCUAUGUCGGCAUCUGCGGGUACCCACUCGACGUCCUGGGCGACGCAGCCGAGAUGCUGCUCCGCGAGACAGGCGAACCCGUUGACGCAGUGCAGUCCUAUGCGCACUUUAACCUGCAGAACCAGACGCUCGGCGGGCCGCGCGGCAUCGAGCGCUUCCGCGCCGCAGGCGUCGGCGUCACCACCAACGCGUCCUGUCUCGGCAUGGGCCUGCUCCGCCGUGAGGGCGUCCCCGUCGGCGGCAUGGGCGACUGGCACCCUGCACCGCGCGCCCUCCGCACUGCGGUGCACGCCGCCUCCGACUUCUGUGACUCGCACAGCGAAAAGCUCGAAGUAAUCGCCAUCCGCUGGGCCCUCGAAACAUGGGUCUCCGCCGGCGCAUCGUGCGGGUCCCGCGGCGACCCGGCCUCCGGCCUCCCCUGGAAGCACGAGAGCAAUUCCGAAGUCGGCGGCGCCGCGCUGGGCGUCAGUGUCAUCGGCGUAUCACACCCUGCCGAGCUCGACAAGACGAUGCUGGUGUGGCGGUCUAUCCUCGAUGGGCUUGAAGGAGGUGAAGAGACGGCGGUCCAGGCGGGGCGGUGGUACCGCGCGUGGGAGUGGUCGAGGAGUCGGAGGGCCGCGGUGCGGAUACUGGCUGAGGGCGUGGAGGAGAUUCUUGGCGAGUGGUUUGGGUAUAGUUGGGAUAGUCCUGAGAAGGGGUUCGUGAACAAGCACAAACCUGUGCAGGGGAAGAACGCGGUGGACGGGGAGCCGUCACUGUUGACGCCUGCUGCGAGUCCAGAGAGCAAACCAGUUGACGGCGGAGAGGGCGUGGAGAAGGGCAUUCCGCUAAGGUAGUAAUGCAGGCAGAGCAUGUGCGAGGAUAUGAGGUUUGUACAUAGAUAGAUGGGUAGAUAGAUUUUGGGCGAGUUUUCACAUGGUUG
Paraphaeosphaeria sporulosa is the source of this 1847-nucleotide messenger RNA. Its product is annotated as L-galactose dehydrogenase (L-GalDH). The transcript has a single exon. The coding region runs from base 397 to 1761 and encodes 454 amino acids. Gene Ontology annotation, cellular component: cytosol. Lineage: Eukaryota; Fungi; Ascomycota; Dothideomycetes; Pleosporales; Didymosphaeriaceae. Gene Ontology annotation, molecular function: D-arabinose 1-dehydrogenase [NAD(P)+] activity. Gene Ontology annotation, biological process: dehydro-D-arabinono-1,4-lactone biosynthetic process. The record is from RefSeq and is a predicted model, not a curated record.